Molecule: messenger RNA, 2232 nt
Organism: Vombatus ursinus (common wombat)
Lineage: Eukaryota; Metazoa; Chordata; Mammalia; Diprotodontia; Vombatidae
Gene: SMPD5
Product: sphingomyelin phosphodiesterase 5
Exons: 8
Coding region: 113-1822 (569 amino acids)
Biological process (GO): sphingomyelin metabolic process
Cellular component (GO): cytoplasm; extracellular region
Molecular function (GO): sphingomyelin phosphodiesterase activity
Source: RefSeq, a predicted model, not a curated record
CCGCGGUCCUCCAAAUCCAGGGUCCCUGGUCAGCCCCUACCACUCCUCUGCCUUGCAGACUCCUUUGGACAGAUGAUCGGCCUUCUCCCAGAUCCCCCAGGUCGGGGAAAAGAUGAAGCCCAGGGGCAGAGCCAAGCCUGGUCUUGAGGAAGGCAGGGCAGCCCCCUCUCUGCCUGUGAGACAAGCGCUUCCGAGCAGGGUCCCUUCCCCCUCUCCUUCCCCAAUGCAGACCCUGAGCCCUGGUUCACCCCCAGCCAGCUGGCCUCAGAGGCUGGGAGGGCUACGGUCAUCCCCAUUCCCCCACCCUGCCCUGCAUGUUCUGCACAGCCUGGCCCGGGCCCUGCUCUUCCCUGCCUACUGGGCCCUGGACAGGCUUCUGGUCUGUUGUGUGCCCACUCCCCGCACUCCAUUCCCCCUUUGUACUCCCUUCCCAAGGGGGCUGUAUCAUUUUCUGGUCACCCUGCUAGGAGCUUUAGCUGCCCUGCUGCUGCUGCUAGCAGCUCUACCCCUGCUGCUCCUGGGCCUGCUUUUCUGGUUACCUCUGCAGUACUGUCGACGCCCCUUCUGCUACCAGCCACCACCUGGCAACUGGACACCUCCCUCACCCUGGUAUCCCCUAUCAGACCCACACCGAAGCUUUGGCUUUCUCAGCGCCAACCUCUGCUUGCUGCCCGAUGGUCUUGCCCGAUUCAGCAACCUGCAGCACAGUCAGAAGCGGGCAGAGUGGAUGGGCACUGCCCUUCUUAGAGGAGCCAAAGGGCCAAGCUAUGGGGCCACAGGUUCCAGUCCACCCCAGACUGGUUCCCUGGUAGGGGAGUUGAUAUCAGCCCUACCCGGUAGCCUGGACUUUGUGUGCCUUCAGGAAACAUUCGAUGUACGGGCAGCAAGCAGGCUGGCCCAGCGCCUGGCAACCGCCCUCGGCCCUGUGAUAUAUGAUGUGGGGACCACUGGCUUCCAUUCAGGGCCUCAGCUCAAACUCCUGGGUAGUGGGCUCUUGCUGGUCUCCCGAUACCCCAUGCUGAGUGCCCGCUUCUUACCCUUUCCUAAUGGCCGGAGAGAGGAUGCACUUGCCUCUAAGGGAUUACUCUCUGUUCAGGUGCAGCUGGGCAUGCUGGACAGGCGGAGGAUUGUGGGCUACCUGCACUGUACCCACCUACACGCCCCUGAGGGAUUACAGGAUCUGGCUGGGAGAGAAGGGGAGGAAAGGGCAGCAGGUCCCGUGGCCCAUUGCCUGCCUUCCCCAGAGGAUUGGGCCAUUCGCUGUGAGCAGCUUUCACUCCUGCUGGGCUGGGCUGAGCAGUUUGAAGCACAGAGUAACAAGGAGGAUGAUGCUGUUGCCUUCAGUGUACUUAUGGGUGACCUUAAUUUUGACAACUGUUCUUCAGAUGAUGCCCAGGAACAAGAGCAUGAACUGUUUACCCACUUCACAGAUCCCUGUAGGUUGGGGCCAGGCCAGGAACAGCCCUGGGCUAUAGGAACCCUGCUGAGUGCGCCAACGCUACACUGCCCAGUGGCCUGCUCUCCUGAGCAACUGAGAAGUGCUCUGGAGCAGGAGGAUGGGAGAAGUAUGUACUUUGCACGUCCUCUCCCUGGGACCCUCCCCUCGACAUCCUGGCAGGGCAGAAGAAUAGAUUAUAUCUUAUAUAGGAGAGAGCCUAAUACCCUUCUCAUUCCAACCGUAGAGCGAGUGACUUUCAGCACAGGCCUGGCAGGCCUCACUGACCAUCUGGCUGUAGGGCUACGGCUCCAGGUGACCACGGAGCCCAGGACGUCAGACCCAGGCAAGGCCAACCUACAGAAGGACCAACAGACUGAACAAUGAAAGCAGCAAACUGUGACCUUGGCUCCUCCCUGGCCCCACCUCUCUGGUAUGGGGGCAACUUCAGGGAUCUUUAUUGUUGCCCCACAGGGUGCUCACCACCCCACCCCUCACACACCCUCCUGUGCCUGUCGGUACUCAUAGACGCUGCCUCGUUCAGGAAAGCAGGUGGAAUGGGGUGGGGAGCCAGAGACGGGGGCUGGCUCCUCAGGGUCUCCGUAGCCACCUCCACCAGGUGUCUUCAGGCAGAAGGCAUCCUAAAGUGAUACAGAAAGAAAAGCCUGAGCCUGGGGGAGAGAAGAUGAACCUUCCUUCCCACCUUUUCCUCCAGUUUUAUUCUGGGGGCUCCUUUUUUAUACUCUUCCCUUUCCUUAAUGGAGCCAAAUUAAACAAUAAACACCAGCAGUUCUGAG